This is a messenger RNA of Trichosurus vulpecula (common brushtail), 7787 nucleotides long. RefSeq names its product sorting nexin 19 (gene SNX19). The transcript is spliced from 11 exons. Gene Ontology annotation, cellular component: early endosome membrane; intracellular membrane-bounded organelle. NCBI's taxonomy places the organism in Eukaryota, Metazoa, Chordata, Mammalia, Diprotodontia, Phalangeridae. Bases 620 to 3601 code for a protein of 993 amino acids. The record is from RefSeq and is a predicted model, not a curated record. Gene Ontology annotation, molecular function: phosphatidylinositol binding.
GCCGCCACAGCUGAUGUUGUCCAGGAAGCCGAGAGUGAGCUGCCUUGGGAGCUGACUGCGUGAGAUGUUUCUGGGAGAGACCCCAGGGAAAAGGGCCCUGACCACUGAGCUAGCGCUCUAUCUCCUGGUCAUCCCCUGUCUUUCCCCUUGCCGAUGCCUGAGCCCAUCCUGAUCAGGGGUGAGCCAGUGGGGAUUUGGAUCUGGGAGAUGGUUGGGUCAUCGCCCUGCUUUCUAGCUCCCCUGAUUGGUAAGUCUUCCUGGAAAUGAAUAGGGCAGAGGCUUUCCCUGAUGGAGUCUCACUGCUCUGGGGAUCCCCUUUAGGAGGUUUCUUGAGUAAUGAUUUCAGCAAAGGAGGAGAAAUCAAAGGCCAGCCCCCUGGCCCUUUGCAUCGAUCUGGACCCACUUAAGGCUGUGAGAGCUUAGUUCCUCUGCCUCCCUCCCUAGUUCAGAACCUUCCCCCAAUUAAGAUGCUGAAUUCACUUUCCUUCUUAAAGCCCUAACUGCUACCUGUGGUAACAUCUCCAGGACUUAUGAGCCCCUAGGACAACCUGGUAGCUUCAGGGAAGCAGACAGAGGAAGAAAGGGCGGCUGUGUCCAUUAAACAAUAAAAACAGAGAAGAUGCACCCUUCCCGUGGGACCCAGGCUGGGUCAAGCCUGAAUUACCUGUUGGGGAACCGGAAGCUGAUGGCCAUGGGAGCUAUGCUGGGAUGGCUGCUGAUGGUCCACCUACUGGUCAACGUGUGGCUGCUGUGUCUCCUCUCGGUAUUGCUGGUGACUCUGGGGGGCUGGGUGGGCUCACAGGCUAUGAUGGGGGUCACUGGCCGACUGCAUUUAGAGCGCUUCAUCACACUGUCAAGCUGCCCUGCCAGCCCUGAGGCUGAGAGCCAGUUGGACCAAGAAAUCGACCACACCAUUCAGAAGAUUAUCCGGGACUUUGUGUCUUCAUGGUACUGCACAGUAAGCAAUGAGCCCGCCUUUGAGGAGGAGGUGAGGGCGGCAAUGAUAGGGAUGGCCCAGGAGCUCAGGAGAAGGAUGAGAAUGGUGGACAGGCAAGCUCUAACCCAAAGGGUUCUGACACUCUGUGGCUGCCACCUGCAGAGCUACAUGAAGGCAAAGGAGGCCACAGGGAGGCUAGGUGUCCAAGCUGAGCCAUCUCAACUUUGGGAAGCAUACUGUCAAGCCACUGCCUCCCACCCUGCUGUUCAGAGCCCCAAUGCAGAAGUGAACUACGCCCGGGGCAUUGUGGAUCUGAUGCUCCAGGGGCUGACACCCAAGCCCCAUCUGCAGACCAGGACAGGGCGCUAUGUGGUGGUGGAGCUCAUCACAUGCAAUGUGCUUCUACCACUGAUUAGCAAGAUGUCAGAUCCAGAUUGGAUCCACCUGGUACUAGUUGGCAUCUUUUCUAAGGCUAAAGUGGGCACAACUGAAGAGGCUGAGUUAGCCUGCCCAGCAAAGCAACCCAUCCAGCCCGUGGUGCCCAGGUCUUUGCCACUUACUAUUCCAGUGGAAAAGCUGCCUGAGGUGAGAAGUCCUUCUCCAGCAGGAGCUUUGACACUCCCAAACUAUAGUGGACCAGAUGGGCCAGGAGUACAUUCCCCAGAGGUGGAAGAAGGCCGAGAGGCUCUAGAAGGGGACCUGAGUAUGGAGUCAGAGGGUAAAAAGUCAGGAAAUAGUGCAUCCCACUUUCUGCAGCCAGAUACCCGAGGCCCCCUGUUCUUGUGUGAGGACUCAGAACUGGACUCACCUCUUUCUGACCUGGGCAAAGAUGCAGAUUCUAUCAUGCUCAUGACUCCCAGUGACUUCCUCACUGACAGGCUUCAGGAUGCCCUAACAGCCCUGGAGGGUGGCACAGAGGCUCUGGAGCCAGAGGAAGUAGAAGGACCUGAAAGUACAGAAACUGAGGAAGGUCCAGAGGCAGACACAGGCUUGUUGGCCUCCAUGCUCAAGCCCUGCCCAGAAAUCCAGAUCAACUCAGCAGAGAAAGAAGAGGAACAAGAAGACAUCACCUCCCUAAAAACUUUGCUGGAAGGGCCAGAGAGAACCUGUCUUCCUCGGCCUUCAUGCCUAGAGAAGGAUCUAACCAAUGGUGUUAGUCCCCUGGACCCCAGCCUGCCCCAGGUGUUGCUCUCUUCCUCCCCAACAGGUCCCCUAAGCUCAGCCACCUUCAGCUUUGAACCCCUCAGCAGCCCUGAUGGCCCGGUUGUCAUUCAAAACCUACGGAUCACUGGAACCAUCACAGCUCGGGAACAUAGCGGAACUAGUUUCCACCCCUACACUCUCUACACAGUGAAGUAUGAAACAGCCCUUGACAGUGAAAACAGCAGCGGCCUUCAGCAGGUGGCCUACCAUACAGUGAACCGUCGCUACAGGGAGUUCCUGAAUCUGCAGACCAGACUGGAGGAGAAGCCAGACCUACGGAAGUUCAUCAAAAAUGUGAAGGGUCCCAAGAAGCUCUUCCCCGAUCUUCCAUUUGGAAACAUGGACAGUGACAGGGUAGAAGCCCGCAAGAGUCUUCUGGAGUCAUUCCUAAAGCAACUAUGUGCCAUCCCUGAGAUUGCCAACAGUGAAGAAGUACAAGAGUUCCUGGCUCUCAACACAGAUGCUCGAAUUGCCUUUGUCAAGAAACCUUUCAUGGUCUCAAGAAUAGACAAGAUGGUAGUGAGUGCCAUAGUAGAUACCUUAAAGACUGCAUUUCCUCGCUCAGAACCCCAGAGCCCUACAGAAGAUCUGAGUGAAGCAGAGACAGAGGGCAAGCCUCAGACAGAGGGCAAGAAGGCCAAGUCUAGGCUAAGGUUCCCAUCUAGCAAAAUUGCUCCUGUAUUAAAUGUGGCUGAAUCACAUGAGAAGGUCUUAUAUUGCCUCCGGGAAAGUAAUGUGGAGUCGGACAUCCUGUCAAUCUCUGGAAUGGAGUCAUUCAUUGAAAAGCAGAGCAGGUUAAUGGAACAGGCAGAAGAAGCCUUGGAAAAGGAUUCUGAGCAGAUGCCCAAAGAAUGUACAGAUGACUGCAGCAAGAGCCCCUCGGAUAAUGCUGCUUCACCUCCAGAUGAGAGCAACAGUGACCACGAGUCAGAGACGGUGUUGGCUGACACAGCCCUGGACCUCCUCCUCUUGCUGAUGAUGGAACAAUGGAGAUGGCUAUGUACCGAGAACAUGCAGAAAGCCCUUCAUCUUCUCUUUGGGACCCUGAUACAGAGGUGGCUCGAGGUACAGGUAGCUAAUCUGACGUGCCCUCAGCGCUGGGUCCAGUAUCUCCGGCUCCUGCAGGAGUCCAUCUGGCCGGGGGGCACUCUGCCAGUGCUGCCGAAGCCACUGAGAACGCAGAAACAGAAGGAGGCUACUGAGGAGCAAGCUCUGCAAAGUCUGAUGGGAGUCCUGCCAGACUUGGUAGUGGAAAUCCUUGGAGCAAGCAAGUGCCGCCUGAGCUGGAGUUUGGUCCUGGAGUCUCUACAGCAGCCCCUCAUCAACAGGCACUUAAUUUAUUGCCUCUGGGAUAUCAUCCUGGAGUUCCUGGAUCUCAGUGCCUCUGCUGAGGAGUCUGCCACGACCACCCCUGCUCCAGACACACCAAGUAAUCCCAGGAGGAUGGGGAUCUCCCCUUGACUGCUGAGCAUUCCUCACAAAUAUUCUGGAUAGGACUAGAGAAAGAAAAUGAAUUUCCAAGUGGUAACGUUUAAGAUAUCUCAGCAAUGCGGGAAGCAGGAUGAGAAGCCUAUGCUCCCUUGUGCCAUAGCUGCUGUCCCCAGCAACCAAUUCUAUUAUUGGCAAAUGAUCACCCAAGUUUGCAAAUUAGGGACGAAUGUGUCCUCUGCAUGCCCAUCCAUUUCCAUGGUUUCUUAAUCCCAGUUGGGUCACUAGUAGUGGGUGGGGCCUGAAAAAAUACUGGGAGCUGAAGAAGUGGUAGAGUUAGACAUCCUAUCCCAUCCCUUUCUUUGCCAAUCUCUACCAUGCGACGUCAACACUUGACUAUCACUUGGCCCUAUGCAACUCCUUUGCUGCAUGGGUUCUGGGCAAAGCAGAAGAAAACCACUGCCGGCCCUCUUAGGAAAGAGACUGCCUGUCCCUGGGACUUUCCCUCCUCCUGAAAGGAAAUGAAAUUCCAGGCAAUGCCAUCAAGUAGCAGGGAAAGUGAAUUCAGCUGUCCCACUUGGUUUCUUCUCUCACCUAAGGAGAGGAGAGAGGGAAAGUCUUUUGAUUCACUGCUAUUGGCAAAUUGACCAUGCCCUCAUGCAAAAGCCUGAUGACAGAAGACACUAGAUUGCCUCCUUGGACAGCAACAUUCUUCCCGUCCUCAACUUCUGGUGAAUCCCCUGAGGAAUCCUCCCUCUCCUCCCACAUCUUUCCUGGUAAGACCUACCCUUUAGGGAAUUUUUGUUCAUUUCUGCCUCCUCAAAAUUUGGGAGGACUCUCGAGUUCCAUUUUCCUGACAUGGGAAGAAAGGAAUCUACAGCUUCAACUUCCUUGGCCAGCACCUAGGAAGGAGAAAGAAAAGUCUUGCACAGAGUCAAGGAAAUGUAGGUCUUCCUUAUCCUGAGACAUUUAAGGAAUGGAACCAAGAGUCCAUGGGGCUGUAUCUUCACCCACUUCUAAAGGUUAUGUUUCAGGGCACAAGGCAUUAGGAAUCUAUUUUAUUACACCACAAAAACUUUUUUGCUUCUUGUUCACAGAUGUGUAAAUAGAUCUGACAUAUGAGGUAAGAUCUAUUUCCUUUGAUUAAAUAGAAGGCACUAUUACAAGCUGCAAUAUGUUAAAGAGAAUAAAUGAGUGAAAAAAUGUAGAAGAUAAAAGAGGCAAAGGGAAAAGUCACAAAGGAAGGAUUAUGGCUCUAGAAUUUAGAAGGAUAUUCAUCGGUCAUCUGUCCCAACCCCCUGAUUAUAUAGAUGAGGAAAUGGAAGUGAUCUAUCCAAGGUCACCCAGGUAGGAAGAGGCAGUGGUAGAAUAAAGAUUAAGCAAACAAUGGAGGGAAGAGUGAGAGAUAAAGCAAAAGCAGUGGGAAAACAUUGCUCUGCCCCUAUAACUGGGGCUGUGCCCACUGGCAUCCAACUUGGUUAAGUCUUGGGAGCUUAGACUGAGAAGGACAUGAAAGCACAUGAAAGCAUAUCAAAGUUAUUAGGUAGGAUGCAUUGCCCAGAGAGGUGGGAGGCUAUGGAAUCUCUUCUGGUGGAAGUUUCAAACCACUCCUUGGAUUUUUGAGCUGGCUGGCAUUGUUUGCAGAUGAAAUUAUGCCUGAAGUCUAGGAGGCUAGAUGAGAUAGCUUCAGUGCCCUUCACAUAGUGGACACUUAAUAAAGGCUUGUUGAGUGUCAUUGAAUUAAGGUCCUUUCCAGUUUAAGUGUACUGUGACCACUAGGCUUUCUCAGUCUCCCCAAGACCUCUCCUACCCAAAGCUAUCUCCUCAAGAGGCAGCUAUGACAGAUUCCUUGGUAAGUGUCUUUAGGGGUAUGGGAUGUGCCGGGGCACUCAUCCUCCUACAGCUCUUUCACCCUGAGGCCAGUAUUACUGCUUUGGAAAGUUGGAGAUGUCCCAUCUUCUGCUUUUCCCUUUGACACAUGCUCUUGGCCACCUGUCUUACCAUGCUUCUCUGGGCAGCCAGCCACAGGCUGGGUGCAUGUCAAAUCACUAGUUCCAGCUUACACGUGGCACAAAAUCAAUAAAUAACUGGACAGACCAUAAAUUGCCUGUGGUUGUAAAUUCCUAAGAAUCUUAAGUGGCUUCCAGCUCUGGGGAGGGCUUCCUUGGGUUCCAUCUUAUAUAAGAAAGGCCUUCCUCCUCCCCACCUGCCCCCAUAGACAAACUGUCCCUGGGCCCACUCUCUGCCCAGGAGGCAAAUGAAUGAUAAUGACAAAGGAAAAAGUCCAUGGGGCUUCUCAAACAAACCCAACAAACCCGCCAGGUUUCAGGGAGCAAGUUCAGGCAGCAUGGGAAGUCUUGUACCUGGGAGAGAUGCCACAAAUAUGCAGAGCAGACCAGUCCAACUCUUGCCUUGUAUUUUUUAUUGUUCACUGCUGGGAACUAUGUUGCAGAAGAGCAGGAAUUAGGGAAAUUACCCUGAUCCUAGACCACGGGGAUUUAGAACUAGUAGGGGUGUCAGUAGUCAUCUAGUCCAAUCCUCCAAUUUUACAGAGGAAGGAACUAAGACCCAAGGACAUCAAGUGACCCAAGGUCUCAUUUCCCACUCAUUAAUUCAUCAAAAAAAAAAAUUGAGCCCCUGAGGUGCUCAAUGAAGCCCUCUCGGGCCUAGAAAUAUGCAAAGCAUUGUGGGAAGUGCAAAGAUGAAGAAGCUGCCAAGGAUCACCACCAUCACCACUUAUCUCCUAUUCCUACUCCCACCCCUGGUUCUCCUUGCAAUGCAGUAAUGGAUCACAGCUAUUAAUGAGAGUGGGGUACGGUAGAAAGAGUGAUUGAAUUCAGAGCCACGGAGCCGAGUUCAAAUCCUAACUCAGCGACUUACUUGGACAAGUCAUUCACCUCCCUGGGCCUCAGUUGCCUCAUCUAUAAAAGGAAGAAGGCAAUGGACGAGAUAACUCAUAAGUUUCCUUCUAGUCCAGAUCUAUGACCCAACGACUUUUUCGUUGUUGUUCAAUCGUUUUCAGUCAUGGUCAACUCCUUCUGACCCCAUUUGGUGUAUUCUUAGCAAAGAUACUGGAGUGGUUUGCCAUCUCCUUCUCCAGCAUUCUUUACAGAUGAGGAAACUGAGGCAAACAGGGUUAAGUAACUUGCCUAGGGUCACACAGCUAGUAAGUGUCUGAAGCCAGAUUUGAACUCAGGAGCUCAGUGCUCUAUCUCCUUAUCUCAACUAGCCGCCCCAUCCAUUGGCUUGGUUUCAUUGUUUCUUCUUCACCAGAUUCCAUUUUUUCAUCUCCUCAGACCUCUUGGAGACCGAGUCUCCAUGGUCCUUGGCCCUUUUCCUAAGCUCUGCCUCACUAAGUCCUCCUCCAAUGAUCCGUUGCUUUGUCAGUGAGGUGCAAGAGAGGUGUUACCCUAGGGAAAUAAAGUUCAUCUAAUCUGUCAUCUGAUCAUUCUGAAAUUCAGCAGCCCCCUCAGAAACUGUGUUGUUUCCCCAGGGCUGCUGUGCAAAAGAGUGUGGUGUAUUUUCGUCAUGCAAGCAAAGGUAAGAAUGGUAGCUAACCCUGUUGGAUGCAGGAGGAAUCAGGAGCUAGUGGAAGAGAGGUAUUUGGAGAAGGAAUAGGGACUAAGUUUGUAGCUCAUGAUCUAUCUAUGUGAGCAUAGCCGUGUCUCAUUCCCUGAGCUUUCUUUACAUCUGAGGUGCCAGAGGACAUGGUAGUAACUGGCAACCAUUGCUUCGGAUUGGUAAAGAGCCCAGUGGGAAGAUUGCAGGGACGUUGAUGUUCAUACUAAUGACAGGGAUUCCAUCGGCAUUGGAGUUGAUCUGUUAUCCCAUAGCCCAUGCUCCCUCCUUAACGCCUGACUUCUGCAUUGGUCAGUUAGAAAGUGCCCACAUGCCCAGGAGAAUGGUUUGGAACGACUCUAUCCCAAUGACGGGGUCAAAGUAAAGUUCAAAAUGUAUUCAUUGCUCUUGCCUGGCAGAUCCUGACAUCUGAGGGGGCAGCCUCACUUUGAAAUACACUCCUUUUUCAGUCCUCAGUUCAUGAUGCCAACUCACCCAUCUCUUUCCUGGAUGGGAUGGUGACGAGCAUGAGGCAGGCUGCAGAAAAGGGAAGGAGGCACCAACAUGCCCUUAUCAGCACAUCCAGAUUGGAUCUCUUGCAUUUCUUCAUUCGAACAUCACUCACUUGAGAUUCUGUUUAAUAAAUCAUCUGAAUGCUUCA